CCAUCAAUGAUCGGAAGACCAAAAAAUUCACCAAAUGCUGUUUUUCAACCACAACAUGAAUUCAAGUGUCACAUUGGAGAGGAGUUACAUCAAUUUCCAUUUCGAUAUGAUGAAUUUAAACCCAUUAUUUCUUGUGGAAUAGUUCAGGAUUGGGACGAAAUGAUUAUUUUAUUGGAAUAUUGUUUGAAGAAGGUUCCCAAGUUUGAUAUGCAAGAGGGAAAAUAUACUAGGAGAGUUGUACUGAAUGAACCAUUGUUGAAUCCCAUAAAGAAUAAGCAGAAAUGGUUUGAAAUCUUGUUUGAAUAUUUUGAAUUUCAUUCACUUGUUCCUCAAGUUCAACCAUUGGCUGCACUUUAUGCAAGUGGAAGGACAACUGGAUUGGUGUUGGAUGUUGGAGAGGAUUGUACUCAGAUAUUACCAGUUUAUGAUGGAUAUGCAUUAUCGAAUGUGAUGAAUAAGAUGAGAUCUUGGGGUGGUAGGGUGGGAGGAGGUGAUUUGACAAAAUUUGUGGCUAAUUUGAAAUAUGAGUCAGGUUGGGAGUUUUCCAAUUCUGGAAGAGAAAUUAGUAAGAAAAUCAAAGAGAGAUUGGCCUAUGUUGCUCCUAAUUAUUGGAAAGAAGUGGAAUUAAAUGCAGAGAGUUCUCAAUUGAGUAGAACUUUUGAGCUACCAGAUAAGACCACCAUAACCAUUGAUGAUCUAAGGUUCAAGUGUGGAGAGGUUUUAUUUAGACCAUCAGAGUUUCUGGGAGUGGACUAUGUUGAUGGUGGUAUAGAUGAUCUACUCAUCAAUACUCUAUUGAAAUCACCAAUUGAUUGUAGAAAUGAUUUUUCAAACAAUAUUGUAUUAUGUGGAGGAACAGCACUAAUGCCCGGCUUUAAAGAGAGAUUGGAGUUGGAAGUUCAAAGCAGAAUACUUCCUCCUCAUUUACCUACGCCAAAAGUCAAUGUAAUUCAACAAGUGGAAAGUAGCUAUUUAUCUUGGAUUGGUGGAGCUAUCAUAGGGUCGUUAGGACUUACUACUCAUUAUAUAUUCUCAAGAGAAGGUUAUAUGGAAAGUGGUGUGGAUAUUAAUAGGCCUUAUUCUUUGAAUCUCAGCUAA
Messenger RNA from Naegleria gruberi, 1098 nucleotides. RefSeq lists its product as uncharacterized. The annotation marks the transcript as partial. The record is from RefSeq and is a predicted model, not a curated record. Lineage: Eukaryota; Heterolobosea; Eutetramitea; Acrasida; Naegleriidae. The transcript has 2 exons.